This is a messenger RNA of Thelazia callipaeda (thelaziosis nematode), 1149 nucleotides long. The record is from the annotation of a GenBank genome assembly. Lineage: Eukaryota; Metazoa; Nematoda; Chromadorea; Rhabditida; Thelaziidae.
AUGCAUCUCGCGGUCUGUGUACUGAUUACGCUUUUUGAAGUAAUAAUCCGAGAGGUCCACUCAGACAUAUGUUGUUGUACGCCGUUUUGUAGAGGAGCGACUACAUCACUUUCGUUGGUACCGUGUAUUGCUCCAUCACCGCUGUCUUGUUUACCUCCACCAGCACCAUUACCUUGUCCACCUCCUCCACCGCCAUGUCCACCACCUUUACCUUGCCCACCUCCUCCACUACCAAGACCAUGUCCAUUGCCAUUACCUUGCCCACCUCCUCCACCGCCAAGACCGUGUCCAUUGCCAUUACCUUGCCCACCUCCUCCACCACCAUGCCCACCGCCUUUACCUUGCCCACCUCCUCCACCACCAAGACCGUGUCCACUGCCUUUACCCUGCCCACCUCCUCCACCACCAAGACCGUGUCCCCCGCCUUUACCUUGUCCACCACCAAGACCGUGUCCAUUGCCUUUACCUUGCCCACCACCAAGACCGUGUCCACCGCCUUUACCCUGCCCACCUCCUCCACCACCAAUACCGUGUCCAUUGCCUUUACCUUGCCCACCACCAAGAUCGUGUCCACUACCAUUACCCUGCCCACCUCCUCCACCACCACCUCCACCACCACCACCAUGUCCACCACCCUCACCUUGCUUAUCUUUUCUACCACCAUGUUCACCACCGUCACUACCCUGUCCACUUCCUUUACUGCCAUCGGGACCAUGUCCCUCAUUAUUAUUUUGUCUUUCUCAGCUACUAUCGUCAUCUUGCCCAUCUUGUAUACCACCAGAAUUAUGUUCAAAUUCGUCACUGCUAUUAUCCUGUUCAUUUCUAACAGCACAAUCGCCUUGUUUACCUCAACCGUCAUCAACAUCAGCUCCAUCAAUACUUCCUUGUCCUCCUGCGUCACCAGCAACCUCUUGUCCACCAGCGCUGCCUUCGUCAUUUUCUGAACCUUCUUCAUCUUAUUCAUCUGUACGAACUUCUUCAUCUUUAUCGCAACAAGAUUACUUAUCAAAUUACCAGGUACCAUCAUAUUAUACAUCACCAGCUGGUUCUAAAAAAGUAAAAAUUGUAGAUGGGAAGUACGACACAAACAAAAAUUCAGAACCGAAACAAAGAGUGAAGGUAUGGAAAUUUCAUGAAGAAGAAAAUUAA